CCUCCUGAGCUGGGGUGCCGCUCCUUACUACGGGGCACCUCCCAGCCACUCCAUACCGCUGGUGUCCACAGCAACAGCAACGCUUCUGGCCCCCAACUGUCAUCUCUGGCUGCUGGGCCUUCAGUGCAAUGCAGGCCAUCAAGUGUGUGGUGGUGGGCGAUGGAGCUGUGGGCAAGACGUGCCUUCUCAUCAGUUAUACCACCAACGCCUUCCCUGGAGAGUACAUCCCCACUGUGUUUGACAACUAUUCAGCCAAUGUGAUGGUGGACAGUAAACCCGUGAACCUGGGGCUGUGGGACACCGCAGGCCAGGAAGACUAUGACCGCCUCCGGCCACUUUCCUACCCGCAGACGGAUGUGUUCCUCAUCUGCUUCUCGCUGGUCAGCCCAGCCUCCUAUGAGAACGUCCGAGCCAAGUGGUUCCCUGAGGUACGGCACCAUUGCCCCAGCACCCCCAUCAUCCUGGUGGGUACCAAGCUGGACCUGCGAGAUGACAAGGACACCAUCGAGAAGCUGAAGGAGAAGAAGUUGGCUCCCAUCACCUACCCGCAGGGCCUGGCGCUGGCCAAGGAUAUUGAUUCAGUCAAGUACUUGGAAUGCUCUGCGCUCACCCAGCGAGGCCUGAAGACCGUCUUCGAUGAGGCCAUCCGGGCAGUCCUGUGCCCACAGCCCACACGGCAGCAGAAGCGUCCCUGCAGCCUGCUCUAGGGGUCUCAGCCCACUCCUCCCACCCCGAUGAUCUUGACCCUCUGAGUCCUCCGACCAAAGCCCAGUGAUACACUGGUGGGGCAUGCCGUCCCCUCCGUGUGGUGUUUCUUUUCAGACAGCUGCAGAACCUGCCUAUCUCCUCAGUGGAGGUCCCUGGGGAUGGGAGGAUGUUUAGAGGUGACAUCCUACCUAGAAUCUCCUGUGUUCCCCAGGACCAGAGGGGAGCCCCAAGACUCAGUCAUCUAUCCUCAUGUCAUACAGUGGCAUACACCCAUCUGCUCCAGGCCCUCCUGAUGCCCUUCUUGAAGCUUCCUGGUCUCCAUGGCCUGCCACCACUAUGUGUCUGCAGGGACAGGUUCUCUUGCUCCAGUACCCACCUGGUUUGCCUUGUUGGAACCACUGAACCAAAAGGAGAGAUGUGGAAGGCUGCUCCUCU
Acomys russatus (golden spiny mouse) is the source of this 1143-nucleotide messenger RNA. It is a transcript of the gene Rac2, whose product is annotated as Rac family small GTPase 2. Gene Ontology annotation, molecular function: GTP binding; GTPase activity. The transcript is spliced from 7 exons. Lineage: Eukaryota; Metazoa; Chordata; Mammalia; Rodentia; Muridae. The coding region runs from base 129 to 707 and encodes 192 amino acids. The record is from RefSeq and is a predicted model, not a curated record. Gene Ontology annotation, biological process: small GTPase-mediated signal transduction.